GCUAAUUUGACAAAUCUGAAAAAGUUAGAUCUUUCUAUUAACAACAUUCAAAAUUUAAGUUAUGGUUUAUUUAUCGGUCUCAACAAUCUUACUAUUCUAGAUCUGUCAAACAAUCGUCUUUCGGAAUUUAAUGUAAAAAUCAGUGGGAUGAAAAACUUGAGACUGUUAAAUCUGAGUCACAAUUCGAUCUCGUCACUUCCUGAUGACGUGAUGGAAAGCAUUGAUUGGCUGAUUGACCACCAGAUACCUGUUGAGGUGGAGCUGAACAACUGCCCUAUUCUUUGCACGUGUCAAAACUUGAAAUUCCUAACCUGGAUGGUCAAGUCUCCAGCAUUUAAGUCGUUCAAGAACUAUAUCUGUGCUCACGACGACGUGUACGUACGCUUGACCAACGGCUACAACAAAACCGUGGAGCUGCUGAACAAAGAAUGCGCAUCCAACGAGAAGCUCUUCCUGUUUGUUGUUGCCGCCACGCUGCUCGUGCUGUUUGCUAUCGUCGGUCUCAUGAUCUUCCGCUUCCGGUGGAGCCUGCGGUACCUGUACCACGCGGCGAUGCUGAACUUCCAUAGACGACACGAGACAAAAGGCAACCAAUUUGACUAUGACGUUUUUAUCUCCUACGCCAACCCGGAUGAACUUUUCGUCCUAGAGGUUGUCGAGCCGGAGCUAGUCAAAAGAGGGGUCAAAGUUCACAUCCACGGGCGCAACUUUGUGGCGGGAAACUUUAUCGCCUCCAACAUCGUGAGCGCCGUCAGCAUGUGCCGUAGGACCUUGGUCAUCCUGACCGGGAACUUCUGCAAGGGUCACUGGUGUAAAUACGAGGUCCAGAUGGCUAACAUGGAGUCGGUCCACGACGGACGUCCGGUGCUGAUUUUCCUGGUCAAAGAGAACAUGGCGGCCAAGAACCUGGGUGAGCUCAUGUCCUUCCUCCGCUGCAACACUUACGUCCCCUACCCGCAGGGGGAGCAACUCUCGGAGCGGGAGAUGAAGGCCAUGUGGGACAAACUGGCACAGGACCUACGCUAGCUGUCGGACCUCAGCGAGGACAUUUAUAUCUAUAUUGUCUCAUGGAACUGAUACGCUGGCUGAUAGUUUGGAGCAUUCAGGUCUAGAUCGUCUC
Messenger RNA from Physella acuta, 1120 nucleotides. RefSeq names its product toll-like receptor 4. The record is from RefSeq and is a predicted model, not a curated record. Gene Ontology annotation, molecular function: protein binding; signaling receptor activity. Gene Ontology annotation, biological process: signal transduction. Gene Ontology annotation, cellular component: plasma membrane. Lineage: Eukaryota; Metazoa; Mollusca; Gastropoda; Physidae.